This is a messenger RNA of Entamoeba histolytica HM-1:IMSS, 390 nucleotides long. RefSeq lists its product as uncharacterized. Lineage: Eukaryota; Evosea; Mastigamoebida; Endamoebidae. The transcript has a single exon. The record is from RefSeq and is a predicted model, not a curated record. The coding region runs from base 1 to 390 and encodes 129 amino acids.
AUGAAAGAUCCGCAAUAUUGUGACUGGAGAUUACGCGAUGAUGCUCGAGUAGAUAGUGAUGAAUUAAGACAGGACAUUAUACGAAAUAAGCUGGAAUCUAUUCGCAGAUGUGAGCGUAUUUCACGAUUUAUGGAUGAAAAUGGAAUUAAUAUUAACAGUUUUAAUACAUGGAAUAAGAAAUUUGCUAAGAAAGUUGCAAGGGCUGUAAAUCAAACAUCUAUUCCAGAUUGGGUGCGUAAGAAUUCUAAGAAAUGUGGUGAUGUUACUACGGAUGAAGGAGAAGCCGAUGUUGAAAUUAUUGAGAACCAAGCCAAGCGUUCAAUGUUAAAGCCCGUUAAAAGGGGGGACGAGGAAAAGAAGCCGAAGAAAUCUGAGACUAAAGAUAAUUAA